Molecule: messenger RNA, 1602 nt
Organism: Purpureocillium takamizusanense
Lineage: Eukaryota; Fungi; Ascomycota; Sordariomycetes; Hypocreales; Ophiocordycipitaceae
Exons: 7
Coding region: 730-1518 (262 amino acids)
Biological process (GO): phosphate ion transmembrane transport; mitochondrial transport; oxaloacetate transport
Cellular component (GO): mitochondrial membrane
Molecular function (GO): sulfate transmembrane transporter activity; malate transmembrane transporter activity; succinate transmembrane transporter activity
Source: RefSeq, a predicted model, not a curated record
GCCGUUUGGAUCAAGUCAGAUAUACCGUCGGUCCCUCAGAGCAGGAUGGAGGGUUCCGGUGGUUCGGCAUUGGAGAAAGGCAGGCGCGUGUACUCAAUCCGAGUUUCAUCCACACACGUCAGUGACGACGGACGGCAUGAGCCGCGGCAUCGGCGUCGGCGUCGGCGUCGGCGUCUACUUUUGCGCGCCGAAUCGCUCCCCCCACUGCGCUGUCAAGUCACCCGGCCCACAGUAGUGACGCCGACCACGUACAUACACACGGCGACACACAACUGCCUCCCGAGGACGUCGGGUCGCGAUGGCGGCGGCGGCGGCGGCGGCGGUAUUGUCGUUGAGGUCGGGCCUAGACUUGGGCAUGCAUAAUGACUUGCACGUGGUGUGGAGGUGCAGCAAAGACUGCCUGGUGAGGAUGAGACCGGACAGUACGGCCUGCGUGUGCCUUUGAACGCCUGCGGUGCUGCAUCAUCAUCAUCACCAUCACGCGAGUGUCAACAGAAACGCCCUGAACAAUGGCCAAGCCAAGGGAGCCGUUCUGGUUGGGGUAAGUGACACGCUGCUACCGCUGAAUGCUGCCACCGACCAGCCAACUUACACGGUCAAGGGGCGCCGCGGCAUGCAUGGCUGUGUGCUUCAGUGCGUCUCUCCAUCUCAUAAAUACCCCGUCGUUGCUGCACAUCUCCAUGCUGAUGGACGGCCGCAGCACAUCCGCUGGACCAAACCAAAUACCGCAUGCAGGUACUCAAGUCGACCGACACUAUGCUGCGCACCAUGUCCCGCCUGGCCGCGCGCGACGGCAUCCCCUCUCUUUGGGCUGGCCUCUCUGCGUCUAUCCUACGCCAGGGCACCUAUUCCACCGCUCGCUUCGGCAUCCACGCCUCCCUCUCCGCGUCGCUCCUCCAGUGCUCCGGCCGCGAGACCCUCCCGCUGUCAUGGAACGUCGCCUGCGCGGGGCUCGCCGGUGGCCUCGCAGGUCUCAUAGGCAAUCCGACCGAGGUCGUCCUCGUCCGCAUGUGCGCCGACGGCGCCAAGUCUCCGCAGGACCGCUUCCGCUACGGCAACGCCCUCGUCGGCAUGGUGAGAGUCUGGACCGACGAGGGCGCCCGCGCCUUUACCAAGGGCCUCGCGCCAAACGUGGCCCGGAGUAUCCUCAUGAGCGUCUCUCAGAUUGCAACGUAUGUAUCCGCUAAGCAGCAUCUUGUUCGGUCCGCGGGGCGCAACGACGACAUCGCGACGCACGUUCUGUCGUCGCUCGCUGCUGGCACCGUCGCCACCACGCUUUGCGCCCCGGCCGACGUGCUGAAGAGCCGCAUGCAGAACAGCGCAGGCAAGGAUAGUCUCCUUCGAGUGAUCCGGUCGGGGUUGCGGGAAGAGGGCCCGCGAUUCCUCAUGAAGGGAUGGACACCCGCCUGGCUGCGGUUGACGCCGCACACGGUACUCACCUUUGUCUUCAUGGAACAGUUGCGGAAGAUCACGCAGUUGCAACUCUUUCCUCGGGACGCGGCGACCUGUAAACUGUAGCGGCAGAUGCGGGCAUUGCAGCUGUGUAUGUCUCCUCAUAGAUCAGGUAAACUCGAUUUCAAAAUUCGGGCCAGUACAGCCAGU